AUGCGACGAGCCAUAAUCCAUACCCUUGUCCUGGGCGGUGUCCUGCUGCUUGGCCUGCCGCCCGGCUUGACCCAAGUCCAAACCGCAGAUGUCAAUGCGAUACCGCGCGCUGCCUGUUUUCGUGGUGAACCCUGCACCUGUCCAGCAGCCGAUGAGGUUGUCGUGCACAGUCUGAACGCCGAGGGCACCUGUACCAGCUGCAGUUGCGAAACACACCCCAAGCUGGCGGCAGCCCUCAACAGCUCUUUGUCUUGUCCUGCCGAUACACCCUGUCUUUGUGCACCCACCUUUACCCCGCACUACUUUCCGGACGAAACACGUCCAGACUGUACCCGAUGCGAGUGCCUGCCAUGGGUCACCAGCCCGUCACCCUGGCUGACCAGUACAAAGGCGCAACGCAGCCUGCGCCAAGACGCGUGCUUCUGCGCAGCUCACAGCCUGGAUGCGGGCGCACUACGCCGCACUCGCUGCGGGCAUGAAGUGCACCUGGCCUGCCCCGCCUCCAAACCGUACGGCCAUGUCGCCGUGGCCUGCCUGCCCAGCUCGGACGGAACUGACGGAACUUGGUCUGCCCCCCUCGAGGCCUGCCAAGCCACCAAUGCCGCAGAUCUGCUGGCCGAUGCCAUGCGCCUCGAUACCUGGCCCGCCGUCAAUGUCUCGCGCUGGCUUCGCGUCUUGGAAGCCUUUGUUCAAAAUCCUCCCGCCCUUCUCACAGGCCAGAGUGCCAAUUUUCUCAGCAUGACGCUGGAGCUGACCCUGCGCGAAGCGGUCUUCCUGGACAAGCUGCUCCCCGGCGACUGGCAACGGCUGCUGGAAGCUUUGGACGCCUACCAAAACCUCGACGGUGGGGCUCUCUGGGCAUUCGAGGCUCAGACCGUAUACCGGCGAGCUUGGGCGGGUCUCGUGCGCCGAUUCGCCCUGCUCCUCGCCCGCACCAGCACGCCACACCUCUCCUCCCGCCGCCUAGAUAUCCAGUGGCUCGAUGAGAACAAAGCCCGGGACAUCGCCACCGAGGAUGUCUUGGUGCUCAGACCCGCUCGCCAGCCUUCUGCAUACACGCUUGUGCCCCUGCCCUCAUUGACCGCUGCCCUUGAGAACGGAACGUCGACCAUGCGCCUCAUCUAUGCGCACCUGGGCCGCUUCCCGGCCUCAACUCGCCUUCAGCUGGCCCCUGCCGCGUUGGCCCGGAUUCCCGGCCCGCUCGUCGUGACCCAACGCCCCAGCCGCAUUCUCGUGCUGGCCACCGACCUGCAGACUGAAGCCAUGCUCGAGACUGAUCUCUUUUACAGCGAGCCACUGGCCGCCAAAUUGGGGACGGCUGCCACCGCCACUGCAUCUCUUGCCUCAUCCAGCACACCAAGCACUGCUGCAUCUUCAACCGCCUCCACGGCCAACCUGGCCACGACGCUGCUUUGCGUGCGCUGGACUCUGGUCGCUGGAUACGGUGGAGCUUGGGAUCCAGCCAACUGUACCACCAACUAUGCUGGCGACCUGGCGGAAUGCCGGUGCAAGGAACCAGGUGUCAUUGCGCUGCUGCCCCUGACUCAGGUGGCGAGCCCACCAACCGCCAUUCCGCCGACGUCGACUCUGUCGAUCAGUGAUGUGCCCCAAGCCAGCUCCCAAGCCCUCCACCACCAGCUGAGCCCACCUACCGCCAUCCUGCUUGUCACCGCCGCUGGUCUCUGCCUGGUUGUCGCAGCACUCUAUUCUAUUCUCAUGUGGCGCAAGGAGAUGUUGCGCACCGAUCGACGCCAGCGGCAUCUUGUUGUGGGCAUGGCCCUCGUCGCUGCCGUAGCAAUUGCCGCCAUGCUGCUGAUUCAGCCCGGUGCCCUCCACCUGCCCAUAGCCACAGUUGCCGUUUUGGCGGGACAGGGUCUAGCAUAUGCCGUUCUCUCCCAGCUCUUGCUCAUCAGUAUCCUGGCCGGGCAGGGUUUGCGAGACGUAGAGGCCCUGCCGCGUCCCUGGCGCCUCGUGAUAGCCUGGGGCAUCCCAGUUGCACUGGUGGCGGUGCAUGAGAUCCUGUGGGCCAUGGACCUGGGCGGUAGCAUUGGCAUUCUUUCACCCACCGAAAUGGCUGGCUUUGAAGGCUUGCAACGCUGGAUCGCCCUUGGUGCGCUGCUUGGCCUCGGCGCGACCACCCUUGCUGCCAUUGUAGUCCUCCACCGCCGCAUGCAGCGACACACCGCCGUUACCGACACCAACGUGCACGCUCAGUGGGAGCGUCAACUCAACACGGUUGAGCUCCCGACGAUAUCGGCCAUACUAUUCGUACUGGCUCAAACGCUGGGCUGGAUUGCCCUCCAGGCCUCAACGAGCGAGAGCACAGCGGUGGGCUGGUACCUCGAGUUGGCCGGCGCAACCCUGAUCUGCCUAGCUGCGUUGGCCUUUACCAUCAUGACUUGUUGGCAGAACCGUGACGUCUACACUUGGCUCUGCCCCUGUGCGGCUCCUCCCGAGUCCCCACGUUUGGCCUCGAUGAAGAAACGUAAAAUGUCCGACGUGGGCAAGCUCAUGCAAAACUUACAAGCCUCGGUGCGACGCAGUAAUCGGGCCAGUGCAGCGAGUGCAUUGCAAUGGGAUGACUCGGAUAUGCCCAGCACCCUGCCCCAUGUGCGGCCAGGUCUGGGGCGUGCCUCCCACAUGACCAGUUACACCAGCUUGAUUGAGCGUGCGCGCACGACAGGGGUCCAGUCUCCCAAUUUGGAAAAUGGCCUGGACAUGAACUUGGAUGAUGAUGAGCUUUACGCUCCCUCGCAAACUGGCAGCGUAAAUGGCGACGCUGAUCCCAUGGCUCUAUUUACAUUGGCUGCUGACAUGUGCAUUGAUCAAGGUCUCAACGCCCCUGCGCCCCCGCUUGCACCCGGUUCGAUGCACGCACCGAGCACCAUCCGCCGGCACACCUCUCGGCACGCCAAUCGCCAUAUUGAUGCCAUUCGUUUGGCUGCCAUUGAGGCUGCCAACGAACUUCAGGCCGCAUACUCGGCCUACUACUCGUCGUCUGCCUCCAGCCCUCGCGCAACGCCACCGCUGGAACUUCCAAGCUCGCAAGAACUCGCAGCCGCAUCAACUUUUCGCUUGCCUCGAGGCUCCCUCCUCCUAGAAAACGUUGAACACGACAGCAUGACUUAG
This is a messenger RNA of Monosiga brevicollis MX1, 3129 nucleotides long. RefSeq lists its product as uncharacterized. Bases 1 to 3129 code for a protein of 1042 amino acids. The record is from RefSeq and is a predicted model, not a curated record. The transcript has a single exon. Lineage: Eukaryota; Choanoflagellata; Craspedida; Salpingoecidae.